GCCGCAGCCGUCGCCGACGCCGACUGCCGCCAUGUCGCUGAUCGCGGGUGAGGAGUUCCAGCACAUUCUCCGUCUGCUGAACACCAACGUCGAUGGUAAGCAGAAGAUCAUGUUCGCGCUGACCUCCAUCAAGGGUGUUGGGCGCCGCUUCUCCAACAUCAUCUGCAAGAAGGCCGACAUCGACAUGGACAAGAGGGCCGGAGAGCUCACAACCGAGGAAAUGGACCGGGUGAUGACAGUGUUGCAGAACCCGCGGCAGUUCAAGGUGCCGGACUGGUUCCUUAACAGAAAGAAGGACUACAAGGACGGCAAGUUCUCCCAGGUCGUCUCUAACCAGCUUGACAUGAAGCUCAGGGAUGACCUCGAGAGGCUCAAGAAGAUCCGUAACCAUCGUGGUCUUCGUCACUACUGGGGUGUCCGUGUCCGUGGUCAGCACACUAAGACUACCGGCAGGAGAGGAAAGACUGUUGGUGUCUCCAAGAAGCGAUAAGCUUUAACUGACACACAUAGAUUGUCACUACUUCUGUAUUGGUCCAUUUCGGGAGUCUUAAUGAGGUGUUCCCUGUUUAGACAAUUACCUCGGAGGAUGUUUUGCCCUAGAUCAUAUUUUGCAGUUCUGGAACUUUAAUAUAUUGUAUCUUAAAUUCCUUUUUGAACACCUAAAGAGUAAUUUUAUUCGGCUGCC
This is a messenger RNA of Lolium rigidum, 685 nucleotides long. Its product is annotated as 40S ribosomal protein S18. Gene Ontology annotation, molecular function: structural constituent of ribosome; RNA binding. Gene Ontology annotation, cellular component: ribosome; cytosol; small ribosomal subunit. Bases 32 to 490 code for a protein of 152 amino acids. The record is from RefSeq and is a predicted model, not a curated record. NCBI's taxonomy places the organism in Eukaryota, Viridiplantae, Streptophyta, Magnoliopsida, Poales, Poaceae. Gene Ontology annotation, biological process: translation. The transcript is spliced from 4 exons.